AUGUCCGACGCGACGGCACCAGAAUGGCCCAACCACCGUCUGAAAGUGAUAGUGCCUAUGUGGUCAUUAUUAACCAUCAGCACAGCCUUCCUGGUCUGGAGAGUUGUGUACGGAUUGAAAUGUCGGCGGAGAUUCAUGGUUUGCGAUUAUCUAUUGAUUAUAGCUGGUCUUCUCAACAUUACGGCAACAUCGUUGACUCAGGUCGUCGUUCACUUUGGGCUCGGACGACACAUACUGGAUCCUUCUGUGCUUCCGAACAUCCUUCACUUUAGCUAUUAUCUUUGGAUCACCCAGAUCGUCAACGUCAUCGCAGUCGCAUUCCUGAAAUGGUCCAUUUGCGCUUGGCUCUUAGUAUUGAAUUUCUCCAGAGUGUACCAGGUUAUCAUCUGGAUGUCGAUCCUCAUGGUAACGGCUCUGAACUUCCUGGCGCCUGUCUUGACGUUCCUUGGUUGCGUGCCUCUUGAAAAGAAUUGGAACUUUGGAUUCCAAGGCCCGUUCAAAUGCUGGGCAGUAGGUGGAUUGAAGCUGUCGUACACGCAGGGUGUGAGUAACAUUGUUACCGAUCUUGUUUACAUGGCCGCGCCGUUGAUCUAUCUGACGAACGUACAAUUGUCACGAAGGACGCAGUGGGGAAUUCGUGUUGUCUUCCUGCUCAGUAUUCCAGCUACCAUCUGUUCCAUCUUCAAGACUGUCGAACUCCGUACAAUUUUCACGACACAAGAUCCUACAUGGGAUGGUGUGGCUUUGACAGUCUGGUCUCAAGCCGAGCUUUCGCUGGGCAUUUUGAUCGCCUCACUACCACCAUUACGCAAGGCCCUAACAAAGGUCUUCCAGCAAAUCUUGCCCUCUACUGUCACCAACAGUCGCAAAACACCACUCUACGGCCAAAGUCACAGCGCAAGUGGAAACGUCAUCAUGGACAACCUUCGAUCGAGCAAAGCCUACCAUAGCCGUGUACAGGGAGAGUCCGUGUUAGGCGCCGAUGACGACAGUGAUCGCGCUAUCCUGGAAGAAGCGGAACAUGGAGGAGCAGGCAUUAUGAAGAGCAUGACAGUGACGGUCCAAGGCUCUGUUGCCGAGCCUGAGAGACCAGGCCCGAUAGUUCGGUAGAGCAGCGAGAAAGGAUACAAGUAACGCCAGCGCAGAAGGCGCUUAUUUGAAACGGGCGUCACGUUGACAUUGUAAUCUGCCCAAAUGAUCUAGA
Molecule: messenger RNA, 1204 nt
Organism: Boeremia exigua
Lineage: Eukaryota; Fungi; Ascomycota; Dothideomycetes; Pleosporales; Didymellaceae
Exons: 3
Coding region: 1-1110 (369 amino acids)
Source: RefSeq, a predicted model, not a curated record